AAUUCAAAUUGAAUUUGAUCAUUUGAUUACAGUUUGACAAUGGACGUCGAGCGAGAAGCAACUCGAUGCGGAAAAUUUGGUUAUGACACAUUCAAUGGACAGCACAUUCCGUACAUAUUUCGCAACAAAGACGCUUACUUUGCCACUCACUUUUUGUGGUGGCAUUACAAGGAUCAGAAGGUGAAACUCGGUUCGAAACCCAAGGAUUUUCGAUAUUUGAAAAAAUACGAAAUGUACGACGAAGAAGCAGACCUCAUGAACGGUAUAAACAGCUGGCAUAAUGAUUCAAAGUACAAGUACACAUUCGAUCGAAAUGAUACGCUUGUCAAACUGAACGACGUUCGCGACAUUUUCAAGUAUCAACAGGAUUGUGGCCAGAAGCUGGAGUUUGGUGCACAGUACAGAAUGAUUAACGGCGGUAUAGUUCGGAUUCAGUUCGACCUGCUGGACAAAUCAAAAUCAGACAUCGUUUUGCCAUAUGUACAGAAUGGUGCGGAUCGCUAUGUACCCGUUGAAGUGGUUUUUGCUGAGAAUGCAGUGCCGCAAACAUUGAUUGUCACCAAGAUAACGGGCAUCGAUGUCAUGUACAUGCGAUUCUUGGUUGACGUUCUCAAAAUUGACUUAUCGCGAAAAAAGUUCAAAAUACCAUGCGUGAAUCUCGAUGGAUUGGUGGAACAUUUGCAAAAAUGUGCUGGUGGCUACAGUGAAUACGAUGAGAAUUACUGGCCGUCGAAAGAAAACACGCCAAAUCACAAGAUCAAUCUGGCAUUGUUCGCCAGCAUAUGCAAAAACAGUAAUUUGGAAGAGGCCAAGGGUUCUGUCAAACAGAAGACCACUCAUGGCACAAGUGUCGAUGAGAAAUCGUCGGAAAAAGCAGAGCCAAAGGUUGCAUCACGAAAGCAUAAACUUGAUGAACCACAACAACCGAAGAAAGACAACAAAGAGCCACGCCAGACAAACAAGAAACCGAAAAUGGAAGAUGCUUUCUACGAUGUUGAUGAAAUCUUGGAUUAUACCAAACAAUCGGAUGGCAUUGAAAUGGUAUUGAUUCGAUGGAAAGGAUAUUCAUCGGCUGACGAUUCAUGGGAACCGCUGUCAUCUUUGAACGAAACGCUCAAAAGAGAGGUCAAGGAAAAGUGGACAAGCAAAGUCAGCUACAUCAGAAAAUGAUCCAUUAUACACACACACACACACACAAACUACCACAUGAUAGCUGAAGUUCACACAGUCUAGAGACUAAUGACACAUUGACUUUUGUGACAAAUUAACUGUAAUAUUGACAAAAUGAAAAUAAAAAUUUAACAAAAAAUGGAUCGAA
This is a messenger RNA of Sitodiplosis mosellana (orange wheat blossom midge), 1318 nucleotides long. RefSeq lists its product as uncharacterized. The record is from RefSeq and is a predicted model, not a curated record. The transcript has 2 exons. Lineage: Eukaryota; Metazoa; Arthropoda; Insecta; Diptera; Cecidomyiidae. The coding region runs from base 40 to 1170 and encodes 376 amino acids.